Molecule: messenger RNA, 5009 nt
Organism: Odontomachus brunneus
Lineage: Eukaryota; Metazoa; Arthropoda; Insecta; Hymenoptera; Formicidae
Gene: GluProRS
Product: bifunctional glutamate/proline--tRNA ligase
Exons: 11
Coding region: 255-4772 (1505 amino acids)
Biological process (GO): prolyl-tRNA aminoacylation; translation; glutamyl-tRNA aminoacylation
Cellular component (GO): cytoplasm; aminoacyl-tRNA synthetase multienzyme complex
Molecular function (GO): glutamate-tRNA ligase activity; ATP binding; proline-tRNA ligase activity
Source: RefSeq, a predicted model, not a curated record
GCGUGGCACUCGUCGCGUGGUAGCGUGUCUUCGUAACCUCUCGGUGCGUGCACACCGGAUUGCUCGGUUAUUGAACAAGAUCUGCGGCCUCGUCUCUUUCAUUUGAUUGAGAUAGUUCAGAUGCGGCGUAGUUCCCGAAGUAGCUGCGAAAGUUGAAAUAGUUGAUUGAGGAGAAAAGGAUUCAAAAAGGAGAAAGGGUAACCUUUUGUCUUGGAUAAAAUUCCCAUCAACGGGGAAAAAAAGGAGAAGUCAACAUGGAUCUUACACUUCGUGUCAAUUCUUACGAUCCUUCGAAAGAAGUGAUAAUAAUCACCGAGCUGAUUAAAUCUCAAAGUCAGCAUAAUGUGACAGUAAUCUGGCACAAAGAAUUAGAAGAACAAGGAAGGAUUGGUUUAUAUGACAAAAGUGAUAAACUACUAGCAAAACAUCAUAACAAUAUUGCUCGUUGUUUGGCAAGAACAUUGGAUCCAGAGCUUUAUGGUGGCAAUUUGGCUCAAGAAAGGACAGAAGUUGAUCAUUGGAUAUCAUUUUCAAUUGGACUGUUGCCAGAUGUAUUGGAUUCAUCUAGUCUUGACUAUUUGGAUUGUAUACUACAAACACGGACAUGGCUUGUCAGCAAAAGGAUCACACUAGCUGAUGUUUAUGUGUUCUGUGCUCUGUUGAACAGAGAUUUUGUCAAGAUGUAUGGUAAAAAGUAUCGCAACAUCAGCAGAUGGUUCGAGCAGACAUCGAUGCAUGAAGAUGUUCGCGCGGGAUUAUAUCAGGUUGAGUCAAACAGUGUUGCACCUAUUAAGCCAGUGAUGAAUAUUAGGAAACAGGAGGGUAAAUUUAUCGAUUUACCUGGAGCAGAGAUGGGGAAGGUAGUGGUGAGAUUCCCGCCCGAGGCAAGUGGUUACUUGCAUAUCGGUCACGCCAAAGCAGCUCUCUUGAACCAAUAUUACGCUGAGACUUUCCAAGGACAACUCAUUAUGAGGUUCGACGAUACCAAUCCGGCGAAAGAAACUGUGGAAUUCGAGGACGCCAUACUGGAGGACUUGAAGUUGCUGCAAAUCAAGCCUGAUCGGUUCACGCACACCUCGGACUAUUUCAAUGUGAUAGAAAAGUACUGCACAGCUCUGAUCAAAAGUGGGCACGCGUAUGUGGACGAUACCCCGGCGCAAAUCAUGAAAGAGCAACGCGAACAAAAAGUGAAAUCGGACAACCGCGAUAACCCCGUUGAAAAAAAUCUCGCGUUAUGGGACGAGAUGCGACGCGGCACCAAGAAAGGUCAGGAGUGCUGUGUUCGAGCGAAGAUUGAUUACGAGUCGGUGAACGGAUGCAUGCGCGACCCAACAAUCUAUCGUUGCAAGUCGGAGCCUCAUCCACGUACUGGAGACAAAUACAAGGUGUAUCCCACGUACGAUUUCGCCUGUCCGAUUGUCGACUCUAUCGAGAACGUCACCCACACGCUACGCACAAUGGAGUAUCGUGACCGAGAUCCCCAGUUCUUUUGGAUACUGGAAGCUCUGGGACUCCGUAAACCGUACAUCUGGGAAUAUUCACGUCUAAAUAUGACUCACACGGUUCUGUCUAAACGAAAGCUCACGUGGUUCGUCAAUGAAGAUUUGGUGGACGGAUGGGACGACCCGCGCUUCCCGACAGUGAGAGGUAUUUUGAGACGAGGAAUGACGGUCGAGGGUUUGAAGCAAUUCAUCAUCGCGCAAGGUAGUUCCAAAUCUGUGGUCUUUAUGCAGUGGGAUAAGAUCUGGGCUUUCAACAAAAAAGUCAUCGAUCCAGUCGCUGUUCGAUACACCGCGUUGGAUAACGACAAAACCGUACCGGUUGAGGUAGUGGACGCUAAGGAAGAAUGGUUAACUGUGCAAAAUCAUCCUAAAGAUCCGUCCAAAGGUUCUAAGCGGGUGCGAGUGGGUCCUAAGAUACUUAUAGAGAAGGACGAUGCCGAGAGUUUGGUCGAGGGACAAAACACGACCUUUAUUAGCUGGGGUAAUCUAAUGAUAAAGAAGAUCGAGAAGAAGAACGGUGUCGUUGUGAGUGUGCAGGCGUCGUUGAAUCUGAACGACAAGAAUUACAAAGACACCUUGAAAAUUACGUGGUUGGCUGCGCCAUUGGCAGCUGAAUCCGGCACUGAGAAGGUGGAAGACGCUAACGCGAUAUCAUGUUAUGCUGUUUACUUCGAUCACAUCAUGAGCGUGCCGAUCCUAGGCAAAGAUGACGACUUCAAGGACUUUGUCGCAAAGGACACGAGAAAAGAGGUCGAGAUGCUGGGCGAGGUGGAGCUCAAGCGCGUGAAGAAGGGAGAGAUAAUCGAACUUCGAAGAAAAGGUUUCUUCAUAUGCGACGUUCCUUAUGCACAAGUCAGUCCUUACUCGUCGCGAGAGCAGCCCGUCAUAUUGUUCCAUAUACCCGACGGACGCAUGGCAGCGCCUUCUAAAACUCCGGUCGCAAAUACUGUUGUUACUGUAGCAAACGUAACUGCACCAAGCAUUAAUGUAGCCAAAGAUCAAAUAACGAAUGAGCAAACGAACGCGCACGUUAUCAACGAGAAAAUUAUCGCCCAAGGAGAUAAAGUACGACGUUUGAAAGCCGAGAAGGCGGACAAAGCUACUGUCAGUGCCGAAGUUAAGGUUCUCUUGGCUUUGAAAGCAGAAUAUAAGACCAGCACUGGGGAGGAUUGGAAACCUGGUGUUGUCCCUGAAGCACCGAAAACUGAGAAAAAUGACACGGCAGAGCUGUCAAAGGAAAUUGCUCAGCAGCAGAAUAAAAUCGCCGAGCUACAGAAACAGAUGGACGAGGAGUUGAAGAAAUUGCAAGAUCUAGAGGCCAAACGUAACAAGGAAACCGACGAAAGCAAUCAGAAAGAUCUCACGCAGAAGCGACAAGACAAUAAGGCGAAACAGAUGAAAAGCGGUAAAGAGAAACCAAUUCAAACUGCCGUGACUAAUACCAACGAUACGAAGACAGAUAAUAAAGAAGUAGCAGAUAGAGUAUCUCAAGAAAUACAGAAGCAAGGUGACAAAGUGCGGAGUCUGAAGAGCUCGAAAGCUGAAAAGAGCGUGAUCGAUCGGGAGGUGAAGGUUCUUCUAUCCCUGAAGAGCGAUUACAAGAACGUGACCGGUCAGGAUUGGAAACCCGCGGUGUCGUCGGACACAACGCCUAAGAAGAAGAAGAAAGAAGAGCAAACUAAGCCUGGUAAAACGGCGGAGAAGGAAGUCGCAAAAGCGGCCACGAAGGACACGAGCAAAACCGGCACGAGAUUGGGACUGGAAGUGAAGAAAUUGGAGAAUUUCUUUGACUGGUACUCCCAAGUCAUCACGAAGAGCGGCAUGAUCGAGUAUUACGACGUGUCUGGAUGCUACGUCCUCCGUCCGUGGAGCUUCGCGAUAUGGAAGAUCGUGAAGGAGUACAUCGACCGGGACAUCACCGCGCUCGGCGUGCAAGAAUGCUACUUCCCGAUCUUCGUGACUCGUUCCGUGCUGGAGAAAGAGAAGGCACAUAUCGCCGACUUCGCGCCGGAGGUUGCCUGGGUGACGAAGUGCGGCGAGUCGGAUCUGGCGGAACCGGUGGCGAUACGACCUACUUCCGAAACCGUCAUGUAUCCGGCUUACGCCAAGUGGUUGAGGUCGGACACCGAGUUGCCGCUCAAGCUCAAUCAGUGGAACAACGUUGUGAGAUGGGAAUUCAAAGAUCCCAAACCGUUUCUACGUACCCGAGAAUUUCUGUGGCAAGAAGGCCAUACCGCCUUUGCCACGAAGGAAGAAGCGGACGAAGAAGUUUUAGUCAUUUUGGACUUGUAUAGAAGAGUCUACGAAGAUCUGCUGGCGGUGCCUGUCGUAAAGGGCAGGAAGACGGAGAAGGAGAAGUUUGCCGGUGGCGAUUACACCACUACCGUCGAGGCCUUCAUCUCAGUGAGCGGACGUGCGAUACAAGGCGCGACCAGUCAUCAUCUAGGCCAAAACUUCUCGAAGAUGUUCAGUAUUCAGGUGGAAGGCGCCACAGAAAGCGACGAGAAGACGUUUGUCUAUCAGAAUUCGUGGGGCCUAACUACGCGGACGAUUGGAGUCAUGAUAAUGGUGCACGGAGACGAUAGAGGUUUAGUAUUACCGCCGAUGGUGGCGACCAUUCAAGCUAUCGUCGUUCCAUGCGGCAUCACUGCGAGCACGACAACGGAGCAGAGAGAACAGCUUCAGUCCGAGUGCGUUAAGCUGCUCGACGAACUGAGCAAGAGCGGUAAAUUCAGGGUGAAGGGAGACUUUAGGAGCAACCGUACGCCUGGAUGGAAGUUCAAUCAUUGGGAACUGAGGGGGGUGCCUGUAAGAAUAGAAUUAGGCCCGGCGGAAGUAGAGAAACAUCAGGUCACGUUUGUGUGUAGAGACAACUUGGAAAGACAUACUACUUCGAGGGAUCAAGUGAUUCAGGCGUUGGAUUCCUUGCUAAAAGAUAUACAGUCGAGAUUACUCAGCAAUGCGAGGAAAGAUCUCGAUGCGCACAUCAAGCGAGCUGAAACUUGGGCUGAUUUUCGUCAUCAGCUCAAUAACAAUAAUUUGUUAUUGUCACCCUUCUGCGGAGAGUCGGCCUGCGAGGAUAAGAUCAAAGCGGACAGCGCAAGAGAGGUUAGUGACGAGGAGGUUGGAGGGCUGUCGAUGGGCGCGAAGAGUCUCUGCAUACCUUUCCAACAGCCGGAGUUGACUAAACCACUGAACGAGAUGAGGUGCAUUCAUGAAAGUUGCAAGAACAAACCGAAGUUUUAUACUCUUUUCGGACGUAGCUAUUAAAACGUCGAUGAAAACGAAGUUGAAUGAAAUGAAGAAUCAGUCUAUUUCGAGUUCAUUUUGAUACGUGAGUGAUACGUGAAUUUUACAAUCGAUUGUAUAAUGAUUCGAAGAUUACGCCGAGAUUAUAGUCGCAUUUUUAAUUUAAUUCGUAUGAUUACGACAUAUAUAUCAGUUGUAUUUUCUGUUAUACCUUCCAGAUUCUUUAAAAUACAAUAAAUCAUCCGAUAUCGACCAUUA